Cylicocyclus nassatus is the source of this 1052-nucleotide messenger RNA. Lineage: Eukaryota; Metazoa; Nematoda; Chromadorea; Rhabditida; Strongylidae. The record is from the annotation of a GenBank genome assembly.
GCUUCUUCUAGCUUGCAACGACUAAAACCUUCAGAAUGUGAAUGUUCAUCGUGCUCAGAAAACGAGGUGCAAAACUUGCUGGAGGGAUUCUCUUUACGUUGGGAGGUGUGAUAACGCUUUACACAAUGUGUCCCCAGGCCACCUCAUUAUUGGAAAGCAGCGAUGGAGUUGAUUUUGCUACUGUUCGCAAGAUAGAAGAAGCAUAUGCUCGACUCAAUGGACCUCAGGGAGUUAAGUGUCACUCCCUCUUGAAAAAGUUUCUCACAAAGGAUGUGUUGGAAGAGCUUAAGUACAAGAAAACCAAGUUGGGAGCAACUUUGUAUGACUGCAUUCGCUCAGGCGUGUACAACCUAGACGCCGCUGUUGGCGUUUAUGCUCCAGAUGCUGAAGCAUAUAAGACAUUUGCCCCACUGUUUGACAGAAUCAUCCGAGAGUAUCACGGAUUCAGUCUUGGACAAAAGCAACCAUCUGUUGACUUGGGAGAAGGGAAGAUUCAUGAGUUUCCUCCUCUUGAUCCAGGAGCCAAGUAUAUCAGAUCAACUCGCAUCCGUUGCGGAAGGGCGGUGGUUGGAUAUCCUUUCAAUCCUCUUUUAUCCGAGGGGCGAGGAAUAUAUUACAAUGAUGAAAAAACAUUCCUGAUUUGGGUGAACGAGGAAGAUCAUGUGCGCAUCAUCUCUAUGCAAAAGGGUAGCAACGUAGGGCAGGUGCUGGACAGGUUAAACAGGGGUGUCAAACACAUUGAGAAACAUGUGCAAUUUGCGCGUGAUGAGCGUCUUGGGUGGUUGACAUUCUGUCCGACAAACUUAGGAUCCACGGUCCGUGCAUCCGUUCAUAUAAAACUGCCGAAACUUACAGCGAACAUGAGCAAUUUCAUGGUUAUGUGCAAUAGGUUAAAUUUGCAACUUCGAGGAGUACAUGGAGAACAUUCAGAACCGAUAUCGGGAGUCUACGACAUAUCAAAUAAGGGUCGUCUUGGCAUAUCUGAGUAUCAAGCUGUGAAGCAAAUGUACGACGGUGUCAAAGAGCUCAUCAGGAAGGAAGAGAUGUUAUGA